AUGCCGUUGAAGCCUCUCGGGGUGAUAUCCUCGAGCAAUCAAUCUGGUCUUAUCCUCAUUCUUACCGCCCUCUCCCUCUCUUUCAUCGUGGUUUCAUUUGUCAUCCGAGUCUAUAUUCGAGUUCCCACAAGACUGUGGAAAUGGGACGACAACUCCUUCACUGCUGCAACAGUUCUGGCUUUUGUACAAAGCUCCCUUGUCUUCUAUGAAGUACACAUCGGCCUUGGUGACCGAAGCAUCGUCGAGCGCAACGACGAAGCCGGCAACCAGAUCAAAAAGUACUAUUUUGCAAACGACUUUCUUUAUCUCGCCGUUCUCUUCUGUUCCAAGGGAGCCGUUGGUUGUCUCUUUUUACGUCUGACCCGUCAAUUGGGACAUCUGCGAGCGAUCUGGAUCAUCUUGGGCACCUGUGGCGCUUGGUUUGUGCUCUCCAUCCUUCUGAUCAGCAUUGGCUCUUCUUGGACAAAAGCAUACCACGUGCCAGUAAUUGACAUGGCCACAAAACAGUUCGGCCGCUGGCUUGUCGUGGGCAUCACCGAUGCCUUGACCGAAGCCAUCUUCGUCCUAAUGUCUGUAUUCCUGGUCCAUGGUCUACGGAUGAAUAUGGUGCAAAAGGGCACCGUUGUCUCUGCUUUCGCCGUGCGUCUUUUGACCAUACCUGCUCUCGCCAUGCGUCUCUACUAUCUCGAUCCUAGCACGAUACCGGACAACCGCAGCCUUGCCCUAUCUCUGGUUGUGGUCUGCACCCAGAUCCAAGUCGGCUACGGCAUCAUGGCGGCCUCAGUCACGGUCCUGAAACCUUUCAUGGUCGUCUACGAGAAACCAGCUGGGUCUACGGACUACAUGAGUGGUGGGCAUACCAAGCAGUACGGCAAGCAUACAAUGCCCAGCGAACACACUGGUACAUCGUUCCAAUUGAAGUCUAUGAGCGGCCGGCCGACCGAUGCUGCAGAUGCGAGAGCCGCAGGUUCCACCGACCCGACCCAACAAUAUUCUGGAUACAACGCCACUGCCACGGCACAUGGGCACAAAAAGGAUGAUGACAGCAUUAACAGCCAGGAUAGCAGGCGAAUGAUUAUUGAGCGCAAGACAGACUGGUCCGUGAGAUACGAAGAGGCCGAAAGCCAAAAGAGCAAUGCGAGCGUGGUUGCUGGCUCUGUCUGA
Exophiala dermatitidis NIH/UT8656 is the source of this 1164-nucleotide messenger RNA. RefSeq lists its product as uncharacterized. The transcript has 5 exons. Bases 1 to 1164 code for a protein of 387 amino acids. NCBI's taxonomy places the organism in Eukaryota, Fungi, Ascomycota, Eurotiomycetes, Chaetothyriales, Herpotrichiellaceae. The record is from RefSeq and is a predicted model, not a curated record.